GGCGCCCACGUGACCCGCGCGGAGCCAUGGCGGCGUGGCUGUGCCGCCUGCUGCUGCUGGGCGGGCUGGCGGCGCGCGCUCCGUCGCCCGCAGGUGCCGCCAAGAUGAAGGUGGUGGAAGAGCCCAACACUUUGGGGCUCAACAACCCGUUCCUUCCCCAGACCAGUCGCCUGCGACCCAAACGGGACCCGUCCCCGGUGUCUGGGCCUGCUCACCUCUUCAAGCUCUCAGGCCAGUGCUUCAGCCUGGUGGAGUCGACGUACAAGUACGAGUUCUGCCCGUUCCACAACGUGACCCAGCACGAGCAGACCUUCCGCUGGAACGCCUACAGUGGGAUCCUGGGUAUCUGGCAGGAGUGGGAGAUCAGCAACAACACAUUCAGCGGCAUGUGGAUGCGGGACGGGGACGCCUGCCACACCCGGAGCCGGCAGAGCAAGGUGGAGCUCGCCUGUGGGAAGCGCAGCCGCCUGGCUCACGUGUCGGAGCCUAGCACCUGUGUAUACGCGCUGACCUUUGAGACGCCGCUGGUCUGCCACCCCCAUUCCCUGUUAGUGUACCCUGUGCUGCCCCCGGCCCUGCAGCUGAGAUGGGACCAAGCAGAGCAAGAUCUGGCCGACGAGUUGAUUACGUCCCAGGGCCACCGGAAGCUGCUGAAGGUAAUUUUUGAGGAUGCAGGUUUCUUAAAGGCCCCAGAAGAAAGGAGGCCCAUGGAGCAGGCAGAGGAUGCUCGGGGGCUGGCGUUUGACACCUUAGAGAAGUGCAGCCAGGCAUACAGACAGCUGUGGGAGGAGAAGCAGAGGCUGGAGGGGCUGCUGGUGCAGCAUGCCAUCCCCUACCUGAGAAUGGCAGGAACCUCCAGCACCAGAACACCCACGCACAGGGCAGCAGAAGGCCACCAGCUGCGCGGGGACCCUGGGCUGCCUGGGACCAGCUUGUGACGGCUGGCUGGGCUACCUACUGGUAGCCAGAGACACAGAGGUGAAGAUUCCAAGCUUUAAUUCCCGUCCAGAUAAAAAUAAUUCUGCAUAUCCUGUAAAUGACUGCUUAAAUGAUACCACAGCGUAAAAUACUUAAACGAAUGUUAUGGUGUCAGAUAACAACCAGGAAGCCUGGUUCUACAUCUGGAAAGUGAUCUUCCCCCAGGGCAAGUUAGUGCUGCUCCUUUCCCAUUCUUAUUGCAAUACAGACACACAUACACCUCUGCAUCCUCCUGAGCUGGCCAGUGUCCAGCAACAGGGAAGUCCACUCCACUGAUAGCCUGCAGAAGCCGCCACCUGUCAGUCCCGCUUCUCUCUGCCACUGGCCUGCCUGGGACCCGGGCACGCCUCUGGCUUCCUGCUGAGCAGUGACACCAUGUGCAGACGGACUGAGGAGCCACUCCUGGGGUUGCUUACGAUCCGCAGACGACCAGACUGAAUAGAUAUCAAAUGUCCCUUGGCCCAGCCAGGUGGGCAGCAGCACAUAAACAUUCAUAAAAAUAAAGACUAAGCAGUGGUGAGAGCAGCACAAAACAGCUGUCGUUUCUAGAGUGGACUGUUGCCGCCAUCACCAGAAACAAAAUGGAUUCAGCCCACCGACACCUCUGCAAGAGGACCAGCUGUGGGGCCUGCUGGGGCUGCCACCGGGGCCAAGCAUGCCUGAAUGCAGGAGCCCCUGAGUCCAUGCUGGGACAGCGGGCCUGCCUACA
Molecule: messenger RNA, 1687 nt
Organism: Sorex fumeus (smoky shrew)
Lineage: Eukaryota; Metazoa; Chordata; Mammalia; Eulipotyphla; Soricidae
Gene: GNPTG
Product: N-acetylglucosamine-1-phosphate transferase subunit gamma
Exons: 11
Coding region: 27-938 (303 amino acids)
Cellular component (GO): Golgi apparatus
Source: RefSeq, a predicted model, not a curated record